AUGGUGAGUACUGUCUCUGGAGGAUGUAGUGGAAUGCGAGAGAAAGAAUGGAGAGUCUCGCGCCGGUGGUGGGCGAGAUGGCCCUCUUAUCUCACCCACGUUCUCGUGCUGACCGCCCUUCAGUCUUUGUACAAGGUCGCCGACAUCUCCCUCGCCGCUUUCGGUCGAAAGGAGAUUGAGCUCGCUGAGCGUGAGAUGCCCGGACUCAUGUACAUCCGUGAGAAGUACGGUCCUUCCCAGCCUUUGAAGGGCGCUAGGAUCGCUGGUUGUCUCCACAUGACCAUUCAGACCGCUGUCCUCAUCGAGACCCUUACCGCUCUCGGUGCCCAGGUCACCUGGUCUUCUUGCAACAUUUUCUCCACCCAGGACCACGCCGCUGCCGCUAUCGCUGCCACCGGUGUCCCCGUCUACGCCUGGAAGGGUGAGACCGAGGAGGAGUACCUUUGGUGUAUCGAGCAGUCCCUCAAGUCCUUCCCCGAGGGUGCCGCUUUGAACUUGAUCCUCGACGACGGAGGUGACCUCACCACCCUCGUCCACGAGAAGCAUCCCGAGCUCCUCGCCAACAUCAAGGGUGUCUCUGAGGAGACCACCACCGGCGUGCACCACCUCUACAAGGCCUUCAAGGACGGCAAGCUCAAGAUCCCCGCCAUCAACGUCAACGACUCUGUCACCAAGUCCAAGUUCGACAACUACUACGGUUGCCGAGAGUCCCUCGUCGACGGUAUCAAGCGUGCCACCGACGUUAUGCUUGCCGGUAAGGUCGCCGUCGUCGCCGGUUUCGGUGAUGUCGGUAAGGGUUGUGCCGAGUCUCUCCGAUCUUACGGUGCCCGAGUCAUCGUCACCGAGAUUGACCCCAUCAACGCCCUCCAGGCCGCCAUGGCCGGUUACGAGGUCACCACCAUGGAGGAGGCUGCUCCCCGUGGUAACGUCUUUGUCACCACCACUGGUUGCCGAGACAUCAUCACUGGUGCCCACUUCGAGGUCAUGCCCGAGGACGCCAUUGUUUCCAACAUUGGUCACUUCGAUGUUGAGAUCGACGUUGCUUGGAUCAAGGCCAACGCCGCCGAGUGUGUCAACAUCAAGCCCCAGGUUGACCGAUUCACCAUGAAGAACGGCCGACACAUCCUCCUCCUCGCUGAGGGUCGUCUCGUCAACCUUGGUUGCGCCACCGGUCACCCCUCUUUCGUCAUGUCCUGCUCUUUCGCCAACCAGGUCUUGGCUCAGAUCGCUCUCUGGACCAACACUGAGGCCUACCCCCUCGGUGUCCACAUGCUCCCCAAGUCUCUCGACGAGGAGGUCGCCAAGGCCCACCUUGCCCAGCUCGGUGUCAAGCUUACCACCAUGACCAAGGUCCAGGCCGACUACCUCGGUUUGCCCGCCGAAGGUCCCUACAAGCCCGACCACUACAGGUACUAA
Cryptococcus wingfieldii CBS 7118 is the source of this 1416-nucleotide messenger RNA. RefSeq names its product adenosylhomocysteinase. Lineage: Eukaryota; Fungi; Basidiomycota; Tremellomycetes; Tremellales; Cryptococcaceae. Gene Ontology annotation, biological process: L-methionine cycle. The record is from RefSeq and is a predicted model, not a curated record. The coding region runs from base 1 to 1416 and encodes 471 amino acids. Gene Ontology annotation, cellular component: cytosol. The transcript has 4 exons. Gene Ontology annotation, molecular function: adenosylhomocysteinase activity.